CCAGAACCCAGAGUGUCACAAAAACCGGACGUGCGUCAACACCCGCCUUCCGGGUCUGCGCUGCGCCUUGCGGGGUGCGGGGGUGGUCCUCGCUAGGAAAGCCGGAGGACUUUGGAAAUUUGCCAGUUCCCGGAGGACCUAGCUCAACCACAGGACAUCACAUUCCCUAAGGAUCCAGGAGAUCACAAUGACCCAAGGGCUUUUGUGCCAGCCCUGGGACUGCCUGUUCACAUGCUCCUGCUCUAUCCAUCCUUGCUUCUGCACAGCCCUUUCCAUCAGGAACACAACACUUUUCCAGUCUCUCUCUCCCACUCCAGCUUGCUCAGUGCCCCUACCUUCCCCCAAGAAUCGUGUUAUGUUUCAAUCCUAGGAUUUUCUGAGGUCCUCACAUUACCGAAGCGCCUUCAACACUGGCUUUAAUCAGAGUGGUUUGUACCCUUGAGCUAGUUCCCGACCCGCUGAUUCAUGGAAGUCGGACCACUAGGUCGGCCAUUCGUCCUCAUUCCUCCUACCCACCCACCCCCAAACGAAGGGCCACCACCCUGCGAUGAGUCUUGAGUGUUGGCUGGAGCCAGGGAUGGGCCAGCGGGGGCGCCUUCCCAAAUCCGGGUCGGCUGCGAUCACUAUCGGUGUAUUGGCGAUAGUGGCCAGUCAGGGUCAGCAGGAGGGUGAGACCGGCGGCAGGACAUGGUAAAAGCCUCGGAAACGAGCCUCGGUUUCCUAGGGCCCUCAUCCGGGGCCCUCAUCCGGGGCCCUCAUCCGGGGCCCUCAUCCGGGGCCCGCCCUGCCCCCGCCGUCGGGCUCCGCCUCCGGAAGUGCCAGUGAGAAGCGCAGCCUCCGAGCGGUCUAGAGAGACCCCUCAAAACCCUGGGGCGGCUUGGAGAGCACGGGUGUCCGCGACGCGAUAGCCGCCCGGCCAGCCCCUCCACCCUGUGAUGGUCAUUGUCCUCCAGAACAGGGAUGGAGGAGAUAUCAGCCCAGGAAGCAGCAGAAUCUCCAGUGGUCCAGUUUCAGUCCUUGGAGACCAACUCUGACAGUCUGUCCCCAGAGCCUCGGUUCUUGCAGGACACCGACAUGGAACAGGGACUCACUGGGGCUCCACCUGUUCCCCAGGUGUCUUCUCUUCCCCACGAGGGAAGCCCAGGAGACCAGGCAGCUGCGCUCAUGACAGCCAGGUACCAGCCAGGCUGUGUUAUUUCAGGAAUUUGUGACAUUCGAGGAUGUGGCUGUGCACCUUACUCGAGAGGAAUGGGGAUGCCUGGACCCUGUUCAGAGGGCUCUCUACAGAGAAGUGAUGUUAGAGAAUUAUGGGAACCUGGUUUCACUGGGAGACCUGGAUUUGAUCCCUGCAUCAGGAAGAUCCCGUGGAGAAGGAAAUGGCAACCCACUCCAGUACUCUUGCCUGUAGCCCUGGUGGGCUACAGUCCAUGGGGUCGCAAAGAGUCAAACACAACUAAGCAACUAAAGCUUUCACAUUUCACUUCAAGGAGAUUUCCACUUUUCAAGCCUGAUGGGAUCUCCCAGCUGGAACAAGAUCUACAAGUCUUUGAUCUGGAAACUAAGAAUAGAGAAGUCUUAAGAGAUGACUACUCAGAUGGAGAGACCAGAGAAGAGAACAAGCUGUUGAUUCCUAAGCAGAAAAUUCCAGAAGAAGUACAUUCAUACAGAGUGAGAGUAGGAAGAUUCAAAAAGGAUAUUGCCCAAGUUCCUGAGACUAGAGAAGUGUAUAAGCCUGAGGACAGAUUAGAAAGGCUUCAGGAAAUUCUAAGAAAAUUUCUCUUCCUCGAGAGAGAGUUUAGGCAAAUAACAAUCAGUAAGAAAACCUUCACCAGUGAGAAGAACAGUGAAUGUAAUGAACUUGAAAAAAGCUUCAGUCUGGAUUCUACUCUUGAUACAGAUCAGAGAGUUCUUAGAAUACAGAAUGUUGAUGACAUUGAUAAGUAUGAUGUGAGCCUCAACCAGCAUUCAGCUGGUAAACAGGAACACAUAAAUCUAACGCAGGAUUUUCACAGUAAUGAUUAUAAAGACAGUUUAAUGGAACUCUCCCACCUUAGUAACUGUGAGAGCAUUCCUACCACUGAGAAAUCUUACAAAUGUGAUGCAUGUGAGAAAAUCUUCCAUCAGAGCUCAGCCCUUUCUAGACAUCAGAGAAUUCAUACUAGAGAGAAACCCUACAAAUGUAAAGAAUGUGAAAAAUCUUUCAGUCAGAGUUCAAGUCUCAGUCGACAUAAAAGAAUACACACUAGAGAAAAACCCUAUAAAUGUGAAGCAUCUGAUAAAUCCUGUGAGGCGUCUGACAAAUCUUGUAAUCAGAGCUCAGACAUACUUCAGCAUAAGAGGGUUCACACUAGAGCAAAAUCUUAUAAAUGUAGCAAUUGUGAAAGGGUCUUCAGUCGUAGUGUACACCUCACUCAACAUCAGAGAGUUCAUAGAGAGAUGCCUUGUAAGUGUACUCUGUGUGGCAGUGAUUUCUGUCACACCUCACACCUAGCUGAACAUCAGAAGGUCCAUGAUGAAGAGAAGUGCUAUGAAUACAAUAACUGUGGGUUGACCUUUAUUAAACAUCAAGGAAUUCGUCCCAGAGAAAAGCCCUAUACGUGUAAUGAAUGUGGAAAAGACUUCAGAUUGAAUUCUCAUCUUAUUCAGCAUCAAAGAAUUCACACAGAGAAACCGCAUGAAUCUAGUGAAAGUGGAAAAGCUUUCAAUCAAACCGCAUGCCUUAUUCAGCAUCACAAAGUUCAUAGGAAAGAGAAAUCCUAUGAGUGUAAUGAUUAUGAGGAUAAUUUCAGCCAUAGCUCAGAUCUUGUCCUGCAACAGGAAGUCCUCACCAGAGAAAAAGCCUUUGAUUGUGAUGCAUGGGAAAAGAGCCUCAGUCAGAGAGCGCACCUUGUCCACCAUCAAGGAAUUCAUACCAAAGAGAAACCUUAUGAAUGUAAUGAACGUGGGGAGACAUUUAAUCAAGUUCAGGCCUCAUUCAACAUAUGAGAUGUCACACCAGGGAGACAUCACGUGUGUCCUGAAUGUGGUAAAGCCUUCAAUCCCAGCUCAACCUUCAUUCAGCAUCGAGGAAUUCAUACCAGAGAGAAACCUGAAUGUGACAAACUUUGGAAAGUUAUUAGUGUUGCACUCUUGACACCUGCAAACCCAUACCAAUGAGAAAACCUACAAAUACAUUGAAUGUGAUAGAUGCUUCACGCUAUUUUCGUACCUUAGUAUCAUUGGAGAAUUCAUACUGGAAUAAAAUUCCAUUGCUAUAAUGAAUGUGAAAAAGCCUUCAGUCAAAGAAACUACCUUGUUGAGCAUCAAAUUCAUUUCAUGCUGAAUACCUAUGAAUGUAAUAAAUGUGUAUGUGUGGGAGGAUUCAGCCAUAUUUCCAUCCCUCAUUCAGCAGCAAAGAAUCCAUACCCAAGGGAAGUCCUUUGGGUAUAGGAAAUGUGACAAGUCUUUCAGUAGGAGUUCAAGUCCUUUUUCAUCAUCAGAAUGUCCACACCAGACUGGAGUCUGAUAUAAUGCAAGUGGAAACAUUUAGCACCAUAUUCAGCUUUAUUCAAUAUCAAAAUAUUGAAGGGAAAAUUAUUAUUAGUGUAUAAAAUAGUUAAUACAUAGUCCCAGUCUUUUUCCCUGCAGAAGACUCUAGUCAGAGGAGUGAUUUGGUGAAUGCAGUGCUGUUUUCUCAUGGCAUUCUUUUAUUUAAUAGGUGUUAUACUUUAUUUUUGGAACUUUAUUUUAUAAAUAUACUUUAUUUUAUAAAUAUACUUUAUUUAUGGAACUCAAGCUAUUUUUAUUUUAAUGUGGCCUAUAAACAUUUUUAUUUUUCCUGAAAUUGGUUUUUAUUGCCCAAUAAAUGCUUCCCUGAUCCAUUAAUACACCAACGUUAAAACAAUAACUUCUGGAAAGUUUCUCUCAUUUAGCUUUUUCUACUGUUCUCAGCCAAAGUUCUCUCCAAAACAGACUCUUAGGCCUGCUCUUUUCCAAGGAUCCUAUCCCUUUCCAGCCACAGCAUUUGGGUUCCUGUUGGUUUCUCCAUUCUCUUAAGCACCUUCAAUGAUGGUUUCCUAGUUCUAAGCUUUAAGCCAGUGCAUCCCUACUUACUUUUUGGAUGUCUUCUUUCCAAAGCAAAAUAUCUUUAAAAGAAAUGGGUUUUCACACUCUUGUCUGUUCAUGAGUAUGAAGGAUUCUGUUUCCCCUGAGCCUGUGGCAAGAAGCUAAACAUUUUCAAGUGACGCCCAAGUUCUUAGCUGUGUUAGCAUUUACAGCCUUCUGAGAGAGAUGAGAAAGACAGUAGAAGCUGACAAUACUGGUGGUAGCCUAGCUAUAUUCAGUGUCUAUUCUGCAUGUCUAAGUUCAGGAUGAUUUAUGUCCAUUAAAGGCCAGCAGAACACUCAAGUCUGCCUUUGAUAGGGCAAAACAUAAAGAACGUAUGUUAAGAGAUCAGAAAUCUUCAUAAAGGAAUACUGCCUUCCUUCAGAUAUUGCGGUUUUUGUGUAGCAUCUCGAGAGUAUUUCAAGAAUGGCAGAAAAGCCUGUAAACAUUUAACUGUGUUACAGUUGCUUCAUUAUCUGUUUGGAAUUGUUUACAUAUCAUAUAUAUAUAUAUAUGUAUAUGUAUAUAUAUAUAUAUAUAUAUUGCAUUUUACAGGAGUCUACAGGCCAUAUAAAAACCUUUUUCUUUUGAUUGAUGAAACUGAUCACAGACGUUGGCUCCACAGAUCAGGGUCACUGUCAUAACAGUUAGCAAGAGUUCAUGAUUCUUCAGAUAAUGUCAAAGUAUUUGAUUGUAUUUUCCCAUCUUAAGCAUCAUAACAUUUUAUGAAUAAGGCAAGGGUUAUAUAAAACUCUAGUUGUUGUUCCAGCGAUUGAGUUCACCUGUUAAAAUACUUACUAGGGAUCCUCAACAAGUAAUACAAAAAUGCAUUGCUUACUUUGUAAGCCUCUUCUGCCUAAUAAGCUUUAGGGUAGUUCUACCACCGUAUUUUACCUUUUAGCCAUCAGCAAGCAUAGGAUCUCAUCUGGACAAGAUAGGGACCAAAAUGAAUUGAUCUAAAUGUAAAAGUAUAUGAAAAAAAAUGCAUGUUUUUUUUCUUUCCUAUCUAUUAACAUGUAUACCCUACUAAUAGAGACCACCAGUAGUCACCUCUGGUGAUGAUGAAACAGCAGGUUGAGUAAUCUCAAAUAGCAGGAAAUGUAAAAAUCACAUGUUAUGUGUUUGGUUUAGGAAUGUGCUUUUUGUACUUCCACUUGAAUAAAGGUGUGUUUGAUACUCUGAGAAUCUGUUUCAAAUAAAAUCUGAAGUCCUCAGCCCAAAGUACUUGGGAAUCUUAGAAUCACCUUCCUGUCUGCAACUCAGUUCUUUCCAGAAAGCUGACUCACAGCAGGAGUAGGUCACUGCUUCCUGCAGGUACAGUGCUUGGUCCUCCACAGAACUCUGGAAUAAAGUCUGAAUGUUUACAACUUUAAAGGGUUACUUGACUGGGAUGCUGUUGGCACAUGAAGUAAAUGGGUUGAGUAGAGUUAGGCAGAAUGUGUUUUUUCAAUAAAACAUUUCAAAAAAUGAGAAACCAGAUCAGCACAACAUUGUAAAUCAACUCAACUUCAAUAAAAAAUUCUUUUAAAAUGAGAAAUCAAAAUAAUCCUUGAGGACAAGUAACUUGUCCAUUUAAGCUUGUUGAUAUUUAAUUGGUCCAAUAUAAUAUGUGCUCUUAGUCUUUUUAGUCUUGAAGACAGGGAAGGAAGAGAAGAAAUCUAAUAGUUGGGACACCUAAUUUUGUCUCUUCACCUGCUUGUGUACACGUCUAUGUAUAUAUGCACAUAUUUGAAUAAUCCUCACAACUCUUUAAGGGAAGAAACUGUUUAACAGAGACACUGAAGUAUAGAGAGUUUGAGAAAAACUUAUAAGAUCACACAGCAAGCUCAAAGUCAGGGAUGUUUGACUCUAAAGCUUUCCAUCAUUUUGAUGUUGGUGUCUGACAUAUGAACUCGGAGAAGAGACAUUUUCUUUGAUAGCUCUUCAUUCCCUGUUACAUACUUAAUUUACCAUCAGUUGUCAGCUGAUCCUAAAUGCUCCCAGAGCUCUCCAGGAAGCUGGGAGAAAAUACCCCAGUAUCUUCUGGAAGCUAGGUAGAACCAUCCCUCUCUCACCCACCCCCAAUCUUUGUUUGUUUGUUUGUUUUCACCCCCAAUCUUUAAAGCAGGUUUAGACGGUUUUGACAAAGUCAGGCCAUGGGUUAGAUCUCCCAAAUUCCCAUCUCCUGCUAAGACAUCCCCAGUGCCAUCAGUAGGUUUAUAUUUACACUUCUUUGUGCCCCAAAUGCACUCCCUUUUUUCUGCUAACUAGAACUUACUGAUGGAUACAUAUCCUUACCAAAGUUUGUUACCACCUCUGGUUAUAUUCAGGGGUGGAGCAAAGUGAGCAGUGGGAACAUCAAAUUUGAGUCCUAGGUUUUCGGCUUGAGUAAGAGUAGUUAGAGGUAGACUGGAGAGAUGGAGAGCACUGAGUGUUUUAAGAAAUCCUGCAGAGGAAGUGUGGCAUUUUCAAGGCGGUAAUAAAUGAGCUGUUUGGAGAAUGCCUCACCCUAGGAGAUAUUACAUGGGUAACUGAGAAUUUAAGAAUGAAGUUCAAAGGAAGCCCCUAGCAUGUUAUCUCAGAAACUGGAAUUUCUCACAUUCAAAAAUAUAACCUGGUAUGUCCUUUCAUUCAUUCAGUCAUAUAGUUGCCAGACAGUAUGUUUAGUGCCAGCCAAUGGAUACAGUUAACCUAAUCAAAUGAAUUAAUCCAUUGAGUAAAAAAGAGUAGUCAAAGCAAUGAGUUUGGAAUUAGGCAUACCUAUGUUUGAACUUUAUUAGCUAUGACUUUGGACAUUUUCCCUAGCCUUCCUAGUUUUGGCUAUACAAUGUGGUGAAUAAUAGCAUGAAUGUUAAAUGAGGUAAUGUAAAAGCUACUGGUCGUAUAGUAAGUGCCCAAAAGUUAGUGUAAAUAAUAUCAAACCCACCAUAUUAGAGUAGAGAUACUUAGCAGAAAAUCUAAAAACAAGGGAAUGAAUGAGCAAGUAUUUACCAGUGCAGGACUAGCAUUGUCCAGGGAGGGACACCCUGAGCUUCAGUUCAGUUCAGCUCAGUCGUUGAGUCGUGUCUGAUUUUGUGACCCAUGGACUGCAGCACGCCAGGCUUCCCUGUCCAUCACCAACUCCCGGAGUUUACUCAAACUCAUGUCCGUUGAAUCAGUGAUGCCAUCCAACCAUAUCAUCCUUUGUUGUCCCCUUCUCCCACCUUCAAUCUUUUCCAGCAUCAGGGUCUUUUCUAGUGAGUCACUUCUUCACAUCAGGUGGCCAAAGUAUUGGAGUUUGAGCUUCAGCAUUAGUCCUUCCAAUGAAUAUUCAGGACUAAUUUCCGUUAGGAUGGACUGGUUGGAUCUCCUUGCAGUCCAAGGGACUCUCAAGAGUCUUCAACACCACAGUUCAAAAGCAUCAAUUCUUCGGCGCUCAGCUUUGGAGAACUUAAUAUAACUAGAGAAAUCAUUAGGCACUGUGGGCUGUGUGUGGUAGGAGAUGCCUUCUAAUGGGCAAUUCCUGCUGGAGUCUGCAAACAGUGAUGUGUCUCUAAUAUUUGUAUCAUAUGGCAUUAUGUCUUACACUCCUUUCAAGAUUUGAGUGCAUGAAGGAGCCAGUGUUAAAUCUGUUGAUUAAAAAGAUGUACAACAUAA
Molecule: messenger RNA, 7698 nt
Organism: Dama dama (fallow deer)
Lineage: Eukaryota; Metazoa; Chordata; Mammalia; Artiodactyla; Cervidae
Gene: ZNF655
Product: zinc finger protein 655
Exons: 8
Coding region: 961-2985 (674 amino acids)
Biological process (GO): regulation of DNA-templated transcription
Source: RefSeq, a predicted model, not a curated record